CCCCCCCCCUUUUCCCACGUGAAACAGGCUGGCCCACACAAUCAUGGCUGAGCGGGGACCGGAGCCUGCUCUCCUCCCACGUCUGCCUCGUUCUUAGGCUGUGCCAUAAAAAAGGCAGAGCUCCUUCCAUCCAUCCGGCAGCCCCCAAGAGCGGUGCUUACUCUGCAAAUUCCAUCAUCCCCAGCCAACAGGGCCAGUGGGAAGAGCAGUGUCGCCUGUGCGCCCCUCCAUGGGUGUCGGUGAAGCUGGAAGUCACACGUCCUCCAAACCCGGCCAGGUCAUGAUCCCAGCUGCCACGUGCUGGACCAGCUGGCAGUCUGAAAGCUCACCUGCGUGGUGCUUGCUACUGCCGUCCAUGCAGGUGCUCCCAAGCCCUGCCUCUCCGUUCUCCUCUCGCCUCUCUCCUGACCAGACAAGUUCAGAUUCCCGCCCCCCACCCCCCGUUUUACCCGUGCGGUGAGCAGUGUGCCAGGUCAGGUGGGAAGGGCUCUGUGAACUGACUAAGCUCCCUCCUCUGCUGCAAAAUAUUCGCGCUGAAGACGGAGCCGGCCUCAUUUCCUCCACAGCGGUUUUUCUCGGUUUGCCCCCACUCCGCUGGAGUUCAGUGCAGAGCCCUCUCUAUGUACGCACGGCUGGAAAGACCCCUGGAUUUACUGGCACCUCUGCCAGGCCCCACGGCACAUCCAGAGGGAGCCAGCCGGACCUCCCUGCCCCGGCGAGGGGCUGGCGGCCGAGGGUGGGGGCAGCGCCGCCCGUCCUCUGUUGUUCUGCACAGCAGGCCGAUCUCGGUGCCCUUUGCUCGCCCCUCUCUUUCAUCUCCUGGGCACGAAUCAACAAACAACCCCGGCGGAGGGCGGGAGAGGCGCCCCGUCUGGGCCGUUCCGGGCAGGGGGGUGGCCAGUUAAUGACCGACCAAGAUCAACAGAGCCGGAGGCAGUUGGCAAGUGCGCAGCCCGGGAAGCAGACCGCUCCAGCGGCACAGCGAUGAGGAGGCUGGCGGCGCUGUGCGUGGGCCUCCUGGCCCUGUCGAGCGCGAGCCGGCCGGCCACUCAGCAGCGCGCUCUGGACGUCGUGCUGGACUACUUCCACCGAAACGGCCUCGUGCAGUCCGUGUUCAAGGAGCAAGCGGUGCUUAACGUCUCCGAAGAGGUGCUGCACAUGGGGACCUUCGUUCAACUGCGGGUGGAGCUCGCACAGACACACUGCAGGAAGCAGCAGCGGAGGACACACAACUGCCUCGUCAAGCCCGGCGGGAGGCGGCAGACAUGCCUGGCCUGCAUCAAGUUUGACGCCAGCAGCGCCGAAAACGUGCUGGACAGGUUGCUGCAGUGCCGCUCACCCGUGCAUGCCCAAUUCCAGGAGAUGAGCCGCAAGCACAGCCAGGAGUGCGAGAAGGUCAGGAAUGCCCACGAAGACCGCUACCUGCCCGGCCGGUUCGCCUUCUCCGUGGGAGCCCCGAGCUAGCCCCCCCAGCGCCGGACCCAGCCUGAUGGGCCCUGGGCUGGAAGGACUGCCCCGACUAGGCCAGGAGGGGCCACCCCACCCCCAGCUUGGUCUCCGCACUGCAGGACUGGCACCUGCCUCCCCC
This is a messenger RNA of Varanus komodoensis (Komodo dragon), 1588 nucleotides long. It is a transcript of the gene RARRES2, whose product is annotated as retinoic acid receptor responder 2. Lineage: Eukaryota; Metazoa; Chordata; Lepidosauria; Squamata; Varanidae. The record is from RefSeq and is a predicted model, not a curated record. Gene Ontology annotation, molecular function: signaling receptor binding. The coding region runs from base 985 to 1464 and encodes 159 amino acids. Gene Ontology annotation, biological process: regulation of lipid catabolic process; inflammatory response. The transcript is spliced from 5 exons.